UCCUUCUCUCCUCCUCCGGCGGCUCCUUCCUUCCUCCUCCCCGGAUCCUCACCGCCAUUAUGGGCUUCGGUGACUUGAAAUCGGCCUCUGGACUAAAAGUGCUGAACGGCUUUCUGUCGGAGCGCAGCUACAUCGAGGGCUAUGUCCCGUCUCAGGCCGACGUGACUGUCUUCGAGGUGAUCUCGGCCCCGCCCACCGCCGACCUAAGCCACGCCCUGCGCUGGUACAACCACAUCCAGUCCUACCAGAGCCAGAGGAGCAGUCUCCCAGGUGUGAAGAAGCCUCUGGGUCAGUAUGGCCCUCCAGGAGUGGCUGACACCACCUCAGGCUCCGCCCCCGCCGCCAAGGCCAACGAUGAUGACGAUGACAUCGACCUGUUCGGCUCCGACGAUGAGGAGGAUGCAGAGGCAGAGAAACUAAAGGAGCAACGGAUGGCAGAGUACGCAGCCAAGAAAUCAAAGAAACCCACCCUCAUCGCCAAAUCUUCGAUUCUAUUGGACGUCAAGCCAUGGGACGAUGAGACGGACAUGUCCAAGCUGGAGGAGUGCGUCCGCAGCAUUCAGAUUGACGGGCUGGUCUGGGGACAGUCCAAACUGGUCCCCGUGGGUUACGGCAUCAAGAAGCUGCAGAUCGGGUGUGUGGUGGAAGACGAGAAGGUGGGCACAGACAUCCUGGAGGAACGCAUCUCGGCCUUCGAGGAUUUUAUUCAGUCGAUGGACGUUGCAGCUUUCAACAAGAUCUAAACACAAACUAAUAAAAGCACUUCAACACAA
This is a messenger RNA of Pseudoliparis swirei, 773 nucleotides long. RefSeq names its product eukaryotic translation elongation factor 1 beta 2 (gene eef1b2). The transcript has 7 exons. Bases 60 to 743 code for a protein of 227 amino acids. Gene Ontology annotation, biological process: translational elongation. The record is from RefSeq and is a predicted model, not a curated record. Gene Ontology annotation, cellular component: eukaryotic translation elongation factor 1 complex; cytosol. Lineage: Eukaryota; Metazoa; Chordata; Actinopteri; Perciformes; Liparidae. Gene Ontology annotation, molecular function: guanyl-nucleotide exchange factor activity; translation elongation factor activity.